Messenger RNA from Antrostomus carolinensis (chuck-will's-widow), 858 nucleotides. RefSeq names its product arylamine N-acetyltransferase, pineal gland isozyme NAT-10-like. Lineage: Eukaryota; Metazoa; Chordata; Aves; Caprimulgiformes; Caprimulgidae. The record is from RefSeq and is a predicted model, not a curated record. Gene Ontology annotation, molecular function: arylamine N-acetyltransferase activity.
AUGAACCUCGAAGAUUAUUUUGCGAGAACUGGCUAUAAAGGUUCCCUUGAAAAACAAGAUUUGGAAACGUUAACUGAUAUAUUCCAGCACCACAUCCGUGCUGUUCCCUUUGAAAACCUCAGCAUCCACUGCGGGGAGAAAAUUACUUUGGAGUUGGAGCACGUUUAUAACAAAAUUGUGCGGAAGAAGCGGGGUGGCUGGUGCAUGGAAAACAACCAGCUGUUGGGUUGGGUCCUGAAAUGCCUGGGGUACGACGCCAGCUUUCUGGGAGCCUAUGUGUUCAAUACACAUCAAAAUGCCUAUGCCACCAUCAUGACCCAUCUCCUUGUGAAGGUCAUUAUUGAUGGCAAAGCCUAUAUUGUUGAUGGAGGCUUUGGUGUAUCCUACCAGAUGUGGCAACCGAUGGAGCUUGUGUCAGGGAAAGACCAGCCCCAGGCUCCUGGUGUCUUUCGCUUCACAGAAAAAAAUGACACCUGGUACCUUGAGAAAAUGAGACGGAAACAAUACAUCCCCAAUCAAAAUUUCUCUAAUUCUGAUCUUCUGGAGAAGAAAGAUGAGUUCAGCCUUGAGCCACGGACAGUGGAAGAUUUCCGUUUCCAGUGCACGUACCUUCAGACGUCUCCAGAUUCCCUCUUUACAAAGAAGUCCAUCUGCACCCUCCAGACCACCGAUGGCUUUCGAGCGCUGAUUGGGUGGACGCUCACUGAGACCACAUACAACUACAAGGAAAAUAUGGAUCUAGUGGAAUUCGUAACUCUUGAAGAUGAAGAGGUGGAAAAAACACUCAAAGAGAAAUUCAACAUAACCCUAGAUAGAAAACUUGUCCCAAUUAACAUAAAAGGAUUUUACACAAUUUAG